This is a messenger RNA of Haplochromis burtoni (Burton's mouthbrooder), 26938 nucleotides long. Its product is annotated as kelch-like protein 29. The record is from RefSeq and is a predicted model, not a curated record. NCBI's taxonomy places the organism in Eukaryota, Metazoa, Chordata, Actinopteri, Cichliformes, Cichlidae. The coding region runs from base 23092 to 25599 and encodes 835 amino acids. Gene Ontology annotation, molecular function: protein binding. The transcript is spliced from 13 exons.
GGGUGAGUUCAUUGUGAAACCUCGCCCCACCUUAUCAUGCGAAUUCCUGAGAUCAGAUGGCCCAGGAUGUGAGUGGGCAUCAUCUUUACCUCUCAUACACUCGUACAACUUUUUGUUUUGAUUUAGCAACACUUCUCACUUGUGUUUUAACAGUUAUUAGGGAAUGGGUGUCUUUGGUGGAGUACGUCAUGUUGUGAAUCCCUAAAGAAGCAUUAGCAGAAUGCUAGCAUUUAAUGGGUUGUGCAAGAAAAAGUGGUGAGACGUCAGAUAGCAGUGUUUCCUUUCGGUUGUGGCACAUCAUCUGUACUGUUUUCGUGAGAACUAGGGCGUUUUUUUGUGUCUAGAAGCAUGUGUAAAUAGUCAUUUUAGCCUUUUUAUGUAACAGAGAAUUGUUCACCGAGUGUUAUCUCAUGAGCACCCCCCACUGUGCCCUUGGCUGAAUCGCAGCCAAUUUCUGUACAGUGGAAUUAAUAGGAGGUAUAAAGACUCCCCUACAUUGCUGACAUUACGCAUAGCUGUCUGAAUUAUCCACAUUUCACUAUAACACAAAAUGAAUACUGUGAAAUUGCUUUAGUUUAACCUCAUCAGCGGGACAAAAAAAUGCUUGCUUCUUUGUCUGAUGCCUCCUAUCUUAUUGCCUGCAUCACUUCUACUACGGGCUCUUCUUUAGAGAACAGCUUUUCGAUAACUCGUAAAAAGAAAAAGACUCGCUUCUGUCACUUGUUUGUACCGCAGACGUCUUUUGUUUUCUGUUUUUUUUUUCUUUUUUUUUGUGUUAUAUGGUUGUGACAGAGGCAGCUUUAUAAAGUGAGUGGAAUCACAUGAAGUGUUUUUUCUCCCCGUGUGGGUGGGACCUAAUUGUGCUCUGUCUCUGUGCUUAUGCAAGUUUUAAACUAGCACUUUCAUCUCCCACUUAAACAAGUUCAGUAUUUAAAAAGGAAUUUAUAGAAAAAUGAGUUGUAAUUGAUAUUGUCCGCAUUCGGUUGUUUACGGCACAUUUUAGAUAAUAGUUUUUACAAAGCAGCAGUCAGAUGUCUGGAGACGCUAAAGCCCCUCUCUUCAGUUCAAGGCUGCCAUUCAUUCAUCUAUGUAAUUGAGCACAUCAUCGAAUGAGUGGAUCAGCACUCUAGCCCUUCAUACCCGCACUUAGUACCCAAAUUUCCUUUCAAGUGUUAAAUGAACCCCCCGCUGAUCCUCGCUGAUUGUAUGUCAUUUGGAUUUUGUCUGGUGGCAAUAAAACCUCAUCUGCCAGCAUCGUUCUCCUUCCUCAAUGGCCACUCCUUUCUCUUUGUCUGUCCUGUUCCACAAUUGCGGAAUAAAGAGAGGUGGCAUUUAAAAAGGUCCACAUGUGGAGGGGUUGACAUUCAAAGUACUGCCACCUUAAGGUUAACUCCAUGCGAAAGGUGAUAGUGAAUGCAGGCUUUUAAAGCAUCAGUUAUGUCAUGGAAUAUCAGAUAUCAGUGAGGAGGCACACGGAGUAGUGUUUAAGAUGCACAGGUAAACAAUACAAUCUCUCUUCAGCAUGUCUGGCACUUCAAAUCCAUCUCACCUGUGGUAUUAAGGCCUGAUGUGCUCUUAGCGUCAGUUACAUGCUGCAGAAGACAAUGAGGGAUUUUUGUCUUCGUGUUUUGCUGCCAAGGCUAUAUUUGUGUAAAUGCAUACGGCUUCAAAAGGAGUAGUUAUGGACAAUUGCCCUCAGAUGCAGCCCGAGGCUGAAACUUGACUCCUGGUAGAAACAUUUACUUUUUUCAUUCCUAUUUGAAAAGGCUAGACUAAAAGUGUUUGUACUUUCUAUGGCUGUAAAUAGACACUGACAGGCUUUGCUUUGAAAAUUCCUUGCUUGACUUAUUGCCGUUUUCAGCUGGGUGCACAAAGGAGACAAUAAACGUAAGGCUUAAGAGAGGUCCUGAAAAUACUUUGGAAAAGAAAAAUCACUAGCCAAUUGGCCGUGCUCUUCUCACUCACUGAGCUGAUAUCUGGAAAGGAUCUUAGGCGUUUUGUUUAGCUUUAAUGUUUCUAUUGAAGAACACAAAGUGCAUGGAACAGGAGAAGGAAUUUUGCUAUUGACUCCGAGCGGCUCUGGGGAUGGGAGCAUCUGUCGGGCAGCCCAGCACUUUGAUUCAGACUGACACAUCUCCACGUUCCCUAAAGUUUUCUGUAAUGCAACCGCAAAGCUGACAUUUUUGGUUUACGUCUCAGCAAAUGCUGUGUUAAAGCUCGGUAGAGAUCUGUUUCAGCUGAUGCAUCAUAAUGAGGUAUUAUGUUCUGAUUCUGAACUCUUCAUCACGCCGCAUUGUCUAAAGUUUGAGUUUGUCUGAUACUGUAAAGUUGUUAUUGACCUUUUCUUUAGCUUUAUAUUUAGAUAUCAUUAGCAAAUGCUAUUUUAGUUAUGUUACAGAUACAACACUAUAAAAAAGUAUUUGCCAUUCCUGAUUUUUUUUUCCCUGGUAAUGAGUAUUUCACAGCGCUGUAGAGGAAAUUUGGCCCACUCUUUUUAGUAGAAUUGUUUAAAUUCAGACAUUUUGGAGGGUUUUCUAGCAGGAAUGGUGUAAAAAUUUUAAAUCUGGUUUAAGUCUUGACUUUGACUAGGCCAAUGCAAAGCCUUUGACUUCCUGAUGUUUUUCAAGAUAUGGUCUUGCUGCGCAACCCAAGUGCACUUGAGCUUUAGGGCAGAAUUCAUAGUUUCAUCCCAACCAUCCCAAGAAAUUUGCAGUGCCACCACCAUCUUUGACUGUUGGUAUGAUGUUCUUUGUAUGAAAUCCGCUGUUAAUUUUAUGUCAAAUGUAAAAGGACUCAAAAUUCCCCAAAAGUGGAACUUUUGUCUCAUCAGUCCACAGAAUAUUUUCCCAAAAGUCUUGUGGAUUAAGAUGCUUUUGGCAAGUGUGAGAAACCCUUGGUGAUCUUUUUGGUCAGCAGUGGUUUUCACCUUGGACUCUCUCAAGGUAAAAGUUGUUCUGGGUUCUUUUCUGACCUCCUGGAUGAGCUGUCGAUUUUCUCUUGGAGUAAUUUUAGUAGGCCGGGCACUCCUGGGCUCACUCAGGUUCACCGCUGUUCCUAGUUUUUGUGGAUAAUGGCUCUCAUCAUUGUUCACCGGAGAACCAACGGCUUAGAAAUGACUUUGAACCCCUUUUCAGAGCGAUAGAUAUCAGUGAUUUUGUUCCUCAGCUUGUUUCUUGAAAUCUUGUUGCCUGUUCUACUUUGUCAGUUUUUGACAGUUGCUUGGUUCAUUUUUGUCUAAUAUUUGAUAUUUGAUGAAAAUUAUUUGCUGAAAAAGAUGUGAAAAAUAUACAAAAACAAAGCUAUAAAUAAUAAUAAUCAUUGGUGCGACAUAUUAAACAAAUACAUUUGUAGUUGACAGAAACUUGGGUGAUGUGAUUAGUAGUAGUAUUAGUAAAAGUAGCUGGUGAUAGCUAAGUCAAACUUUGUUUUUCUGGUGCAGGAAUGUAAAGUACAGGUUGAUCCUCUCUAGCUGUGCUCUGAUAGGUAUUUUUAACUGGCAGAUAAACAUUUCCUGCCCCUAACAACCCUCGUUUUUAUUUGUCCCUGUACUGUGUUAAAAGUGAAUGACUGCAUCCAAGUAAAAUCUCUGCUGGAUCCAUUAGAAAUGUGGCGCAUACUUUAGCUCGCGCUUUGAUUAGGAUGUCCAGUUGAUCUGGGCUAAUCUCUUUAACGAAUGAGUCUUGGGUCCCUGCAUUCAUCAUGGUCAAUAACAACAAAUGGCUCUACUGUACUGCUGAUAGUUUCUGCUUGGGGCGAUAAAAUAAUUGCCCUUUUUAUGUCAGAUUGGAGGAUGCUGAUUUGCCAAAUGUACAGGGCUAUAAGCUUAUCUUCAGUCAGCAAUUGGCAAUAUUACCUCUCUGCCUGGGCAAUGUUUCUUUGAGAAUGCAGAAGCAUUUUUUAGGGACACCACUGCAGCAUAGCAUUUCUAUGGAUCUUAUUCAGUAUGUUUAACAUCUUACAUGCACAUUUAACACAUUAUUUACAUUUAAUCUGGAGACUUCUGCUGGCUAGCAGGCCCUGCUUCCUGUAUUCUAUUUUUACCAUCCAGCGCAUAUAACAAACUUUUUUCUCUCUCCCCUUUUUUUUUAAUAUAACAAGGUCCUCAUUAUGACAGAAGCUUUUCCUCGGCUACAGACAACUUUUUAUCUCUCUCUCCUUAUUCUUGCAUUUCUAUCAGUCCAUUAUUCGACUGCGAGUCCCCAGCAUUGUGGCCUACUUGCUGUGGGCCUUCCCUGUGCACCAGACUCAGGGGAUCUAAAGCCGGCCAUUUUAAUAAUACACACAUAAAUAAUAGAUAUAUUUUAAAUGCAAAUUCUAAUAGGGACUUUGGGGGCGACUCAAUCAUGCAGCAUUUGCGGUUUUGACCUUAACUCGGGCUAACAAAUUACUGGGAGCUCAGUGUUUCUCAUUAGGUGCUCCACGCAUCAUCACACCGCCAAGUUGCCUUUGGCUAUAACCACAAACCCUGUAUACACGUGUUCAAUAUUUUCCUUUCAUUUUUUGUGUUUAGUAGUUUUUACCUGUGCGCUUUUUUUAAAAGUAAAAAGUAACAUCAAAUACCUCACAGUUGAUGUUGCUGAUAAGAGUAUAAUAAAUACAGAGGUAAAGUUAUAUAAAUGCCAUUGUUUUUGUUCUCUUUUGAAAGAAAACAUUCAUAACUAAUGCAGAAAAUCGUAGUACAUACAUAUAGUAAGUACAAGUAAGAAGUUGUCUGGUGAAAUAAAGUAUAUUCAGUGUAUAAGUAAAUGUCCCAUAUUUGAAAUUCUAAUUCAAGCAGAGUAUUAUUGCAAAAUGCCUAAAUAGCUAAAAUCUAAGUGCUUUGCAUGAAGAUGGCUUCUUCUGAUUAUGGCUGUCUGGGGUUAUUGCCAAGCCGCUGAAUCAAUUGUGAUGCCUCUUGAAUAGCACUGCUCUUAUUUCCUUUUCACCACAUAAAUUUAGAGAAGAUAUUAGUAAGAACACACAUUUUUUGUGUGCUUAAGGAAAAGGUUCUCCUAAAAUUCCAUCCAUAUAUUCAUACUCUUUGCCUGCCUCUUAUGUUAAAUAUUCGAGCUCAUCUCAACAUGAGCUCGGUGAGCUGAUAUUUUGGAAGGGUCACCAGUGGACCAGUGUCUGAGCUAACAAACAAACCAUUUUGCAUGUCUGGGCUCACACAGAUGAAAUAAUAAAGAAAAAAAAAAUCAAACCAAGGACCUUCUUGGCUGUGAGGCGGCUCUGGUAAACACUAAGCCACCAUACUCCUAUUCAUAAUGAUAACAACAGUGGAACUGCCGUGUAAUUGGAAAGAAUAAAUCUGGGCCGUGUAUAAUAGCGGGAAUGGUUAUUACAAAUUGCACACAUUCUAAUGUGUUUCCACAAAAGAAAGAAACAUUCCACCCAUCCAAGAAAUAGAUGCAGGUAUGCAGCAAAAAUGUUAGAAUUACUAUAGCUAUUGUGCAGAGAGGUUAUGCUACGAAUAAGGUCAUGUUUUGUUGAAUGGGUUUAAGAUUACGCCAGGCAGAAAGCUCUUUACAGCUUCAGCAUCAAUUUUUUUCUUCCCCCAGUCCUAUUUCACAACAAUUGCUCCAAUGUGCACCGUGACCAGCCCUUACAUUUAUUCCUGCUAAUAUCAACAGCUGGCCGUCACGUUUACCUACAACCUCAAGUCCCUCUGUAUUUUCAUAAUCUCGCCGUGCACGAGAUGCACAAACACGCGGAUCAUCGUCUGUGAAACAACAAAGGCCACACAGUUUGUAUUCCUUUGUAAUUCGGCUCUAAUAACAGCCCUGCAAACUUUAUUGCAACCCUAAUCAGAUUAGAUACUUCUGGGAAAUAACAGUUGAUAAUGUUUGAAGAGGAGGAUAAUAUCCCUAUUCAAAUUAGUCUGCAAAUUAGAAUGGAAUAAAUUGUCUGUUCAACAUAAUAUUUUACCGAGUCUGGAGACAAAGCAAUCCAAAAAGUAAUUGAAAGCAAUUAGAUUAUGAUUACUAAAUUUGAUUAAUCUGGUGGAUUACACUACUGGUUGUCAAUUUCAGGUUGGUAUUCUGUUACAAAUUGCUAAUAUAUAACAUUAUAUUUAUAUAUCCAUUUCUCAAGUGAAUUUUUAUUAGGACUGUGCUUUAUAGCACCGAUGACAGAAUAGUGGAUUUUCUAUGGAAAUAGCAUCGCUCGGUACAGUAUUAAAUUCCAUACUCGGGACUAAAAGCCUCUCUUAAUAUUGCCAUUCAUUAAUCUUAGCUCUUUAGCAUAAAUCCUGUUCCUAAACCUGCUUUCUACUGACAUCAGCUAUAAAGCUUUAUUUAGGCAAACUUAAAGUAAAGUAAAAUUCACCUUUAAUCAAUCACUGUAACCUGUAAUUACUUUAUGAAAUUCAGUUCUGCCACAACUUUCUUUACAGGUGUGUAAGCGACACUGUGGGUCCUCACUCACCACCCAAACGUCAGUAUGAGAAUACACGGGACACUUGUUGUGUUGUCUGUGGCUUGCCACUGAUCUGUCAGCGUUGCGUCGUCGUCUUAAGUGCCGGUGGGGUCGGCGGUUUUGUUCGUCGCCGUUCUCUUCCAGCCAUGCCAGAAGGCACCGUUUGUCACGGCCUGUCAUUUCACAGGGAGCGAGCGAGCGCGCGUACCGUGAUUUGACAUAAAUGAAAAAGUAAGGUAUGAUUGUUGCAUCGCUGCCCGCUCCCCGGCUUCCAUCACGACAUCCCUCGUUCAUUUUGAUCCAUUCCUGGUGCUGUUACUGUGAGCUGGAGCCUAAAUGUCAGCCCAGUUUGAGUCAUAUUUCCAUCUUUGAAGGAAGCAGGAGGGGGGGAAAAAACGGCCGCGCAGACGUCCUUCUACGUUUUGGUUGUUUUUGUUGUUGUUGGCGAUUCUACAGCUGUCAUCUCAAUUAGGAAGCUGAUUUCGAGGGACUGUUUGCGCGCUCGCACCUCAUCUACUGUCUUCCUGAUGACGCGCAGUAUGUCAGAACGGUGCAUGGAGAGAAGGCUCUCAAGGUCAGAUUGAAAUUGGAACCAUUUCAUCAUGAAUCAUUAUGAGAAGUGCUGUGCAUCUGUUGGAGCAAUAAAUAUUGUCAAACAUGAGCCAAGCACAGUAUAUACUAUAAACGAUACACUUGCAGCAUGUUAUUUUAGGGCCACAGUUUAUUGCAGGCUUGUUUUUGCUGAGCUAUUGCACAUCUAUGAAACCCAUGUAUUGAUUUCUUUGUCUUUUGUUUUUUACUGUUAAUGAAGAGUCUUUGCACGAAUAUUUCACUGCACUAAAUGAAUUUAUGGAUGUUGUUCAAAUGAAAGCCCCCUCCAGCUCUUGGCAGGUGUUUUUUAUUCAACAGCUUUUAGCCAUUGGCCGGUAAAUGACUUUGCUAUGAUAGUGCCAGCGACUUGAGUCAAUUUGUUUUUCGUAAUGGCUCGUCUUCUGUUGGUGCACAAAAGCAUCUUGAAACUAUAGCGUGUGAUAAUUAAGUUUGGGGCUGAGAUUCAAUUAGAAACUGACAUUAAUAUCUCUGCUUGAAAGAGCAGUGCAUGUUUGACACAAUCCAGGACUAUUCUUAGUUUAUUUGGGCAGAAUUUUCAUAUUUUAGGUAGGAAAUCAUCAGGAGAGUGAUCAGAGAAUAUGGCCUAAAUUUUUUAAAGGGUUCAAAGAGCUCGGCAUACAAGUCUGAGUAAUGUAUACUUGCUUCCAGCCAUAAAAAAAGCCUUUGCGAUAUUUCCCAAAUGUCUUUCGAAGGACCGUCAAGUCUGCAUCACAUUGAAUCACAAAGUCCAGAACAAUUCAAUUGAAAAUCAGCCGAAUUAUUAUCUCGGGCUUUGUGAACCCACAAUGAAGAUUAUUGAAAAUGAGGGUGAUUGUCUUGUUACUGUGAAUUUUGUAAGCCAACUUGGAAAUGAAACAUUUUAUGCAGAGUGUUGUGGGUUCGUGUGUUUGUGCAUGUGUGUGGUUUCUCUCUGGAGAAUAAAAGCAGAGAGAUGAACGUGUGGGUGUGUCUGUCUUCCUCGCAGAAUGAUUACCUUGACAAGGUUAAAAAUGAAUAAGUGCAGUUGAAUAAACCGUCUGCGAUUCAUUUAAUGACAGCUGCUGAUUUGAGCCGUGAUGCCUACACAAUAUGAGACAGACACGAAUAAAAAAAGCAGAACAUCCGAGAUCAGCGGUGUUGCUAGCGCUUUCUAAUUUUUUUUUUCCCUUACAAGAUUGCAGGAUUAUUAUACCUGCUUGUUUCAUAAAACUUUAUUGUACAAGUAAAUCAUCAUUCUCAAUAGGCACACACAACAAAAGAGAAACGCACAAAAGAAAACAGAAAUACUGCAGACUGAAUCUUGAAUGUCUUGAACCAUAUCAGAUUUCUCAUGCGGCAGAUUUUCCCUGAUAAAUGGCGCAGAACUCCCACAAAUCUUUUUGCCAACCAUCAUCGAGGGCAGCUAGUGAAACUGUCGCACGAAAUAAGACUCGACUCUAGAUUUCUUAGGCUUCACUUGUACAGUAAGAGUAUUUUAGAGCAUAAUAGUGCCCCUUUUAAUUAUAUUAAGUCACAGAAAUACCUUCUUACUUUGCAAAUUAAUAGUUUAACCUUGUGUGGUCUAAAUCCAACCUGUAACUCUCUAUGUCGAUUGGGAACGUGUGAAUUUUUUGCACAAACAAAAUAUUAUCCCUCCUCCCCACCCCAUAAAAAAACCCAAGUUUGUUUCAGGCCUCGCAGUUACAAAGUGCAUUGUUUUGCAUAAAGUUAAACCACCAGCUAAUUUUAUUUUUUGUUAUUAUUAUCCUGUCGUUAGGGGAUUAAAUCUCUUUUUUAAGACAGACCUCUCCAAAAUAAAAGUCCCACGGUUUCUGUAACAUACAACAAUUAGCCGCCUGCCUGUACCACCAGAUCUGACCUGUCUGGGCACAAGAGGGUCAAAGUGUCUGACAGCAGGAAGUUCACACUGGAUCUGUGGGGUUCUUUAUGAUUCAGGUUGGGAGUCUCUGUGGAUUUGGCUUGUUCGGGCACAUCUUGCAGAUGCUCAGUUGUGCUGGGAUCUGUAGAGUCUGGAGGCCGGGUCAACACCUUAUCCUCUCUGGCUUGUUCAUUGCUAAGCAGUCUUUGACAAGCGUGGCAGGGAGGCGUUUCCCUACUUUGUGAUGUGAGGCUCAUUAUUGUUUGGGUGUGUGUUGUGUGUCAGAGUAACUCAAGGUUUGCCAGCAAAACACUGGCAAGCAAAUUCCAAAUCAGUGUUGUUCAGUUUACCUACAACGGGGUUUUAUUGUUGACUGUUCAGUGGUUAAUUUAAAAAAAAAAAAAAGGUGAAACCAUAUUGAACGUGUUGAGUCAUUCAUGCCGUGUAAUCGUAAUUCGGUAUUUACUGGCUCCUCACGAUGCACCUGAAUGUCAGCUAUUCCAAUCAUCACAGGUAACCAAGCUGGAAGGCCAGGGACCUCAUUUAAGGCCUGUUUAUCAUAUGCUUGAUUUUCAGUGGAGUUGCAGACAUCAGCAGAAUAUGAAAAAAAAAAAAACCUGCAAGAGAAAAAUGACUAAAACCCAGCUGUCAAACAGGAUAAUUUAAAAUCUGAUUAAAGUAUCUGAUUGCUCACCUGCUAUAACUCAUCAGCUUCACUAGCUUGUUGCUAAAGGCACAUGUGGCACAUAAAAACUAGCAACAGAUUCAGGGUAAUAAUGCUCAUCGUUCAGUAUGCGUGAACUGUUUAACGCGUUCACCAUGUUUUCAUGUUGCUGUCAGAUCAACAUUUAAGAAAUUAUCAAUCGUACUAUUAAAUAAAAGUGAUGCUUAAUAUUAAAAAUCUUCCAAACAAAGUGGAAAUUUUAAUAUUUCAGUUUGUGUCUUUAUCUUCAGGUUCCUGCACAUUUGGGUUUAUUUUGGAUUUUUUUUAUGCUUCGGCAUAAAAGUUUUGCUUAUUGGCUUGAACUAGACAGAAAAUUUGAAUUUAUAGUAAACUAUUAUGAACCAUCAGAGCUGUAAGCUGCCCUAUUAAAGCCUCUAAUACAGAAUAUCUUACACAGAAACAUUUGUGUGCAUACAGAGGCAAAUUUAAAUGUUGUGACUCUUAAUUCCAAAUAAAAUCUUUUUCCCUUUCCCCAGCUUUCUUUUUAAACCAUUAGCUGAUAUUUUGAAACAGCUGGUUGCACUUAGUUAUCUCUGUAGGCGUUUCUGAGAAUACCAAAAAUAUGUUACACAAUUACUGCCAAAGAUUUAACUCUGUAUCUGUAAUUUAACCUUUUAGAUUAUACAAACGCCUCCCCUGUGUUGCUAAACUGAACAAUGUUCCUUCUUUGUGUCUCCUUAUUUUAUAAGGUGCCCCUCAAAGAUCUGGGUUGAGCUAUCAUUACCAAGUAUAAAGGGUUUUUUCUCUCUUCCUGCUGUAGGCACCUACUUGAAAUUUAUUGUGGUCAAAGAAAAGGGAAACAUAAAUAUUUAUCAGGAGGAAGCACGAGAAAUAGAAGAAAUGUAAUAGUUGUUCUAAUUCAAAUCUUUUAAAUUUGAAUCGAGCGUUGUAAGGAUGUGACCAGAAAUCUCUUGGUGUGUGACCUGCAUAUUUUCCUGGUAAAUGAGACAUGUUAAAUGAUGUGCCAGAGGGAAAAUGGGUCUUUUCAAGCAGCACACACUGUUCCGAUCAUCACAGAUAACCAAGCGGGAAGGCCAGGGACCUAAUUUAAGGCUAUUUACCAUACGCCAGAUUUUCAAUGGAGCUGCAGACAUGGGCAAAAUAUGAAGAAAACCUGCAAGAGGAAAAAGGACGAAAACCGAGCUCACAAAUAGGAUCAUUUAAAACCGUCCAGAGUUCAUAAAGACGCGAGUAAUUAAUAAUUCAUCAAUCUCAUCUUGAGAUCUUUUACCGUGAAUGAUAUUUGAGCUUCUUCUCAGCCUUACCCGUGCACUCUGAAAUGAGUGAAUACAGGAAAAGAGGACUCAAUUUCAUCAAAAACAAAGAGAUGGAAUGUGAUUAGUUUCCGAGCACAUCUCCUGGUUGUAUCACCCUUGACUGAUUCAUCAGAGUUGAGCAACAAAAGGAACACAGUUUUUAAUCAGAGCCAUAAUUCUUGAUUAGCACUUAAGCAGGAUUUGUCUCUAAAGGGGUGAUUGCUGUCACUUCUGAACAUUUUAGGCAACUCGCAGAAGUAUAACAGUGAAUACUGAACUGUUUCUCUUGGUCUUGGUCUCUUUAGCAUCUAAUUCACCAGUCAGUCAUGCAUCCACCACACACAGUAUAUCAUACAUGUUGAGACACAGUUGGUAUAGACAUUAUGACUCUUCUUUAGGAGCAACGGCUGAAAAUAGUGCGUUGUUACAUGUGUGAUCUCAUAUUGCCAUGUUGGUAACUGGACUGUCACUGCAACUGACCAAUCAAGUUGUUGCAUUGUCAAGGACAUUCGAAUUAACAUAACUCCAACUUAAAAGCAGGCUGCACAAUGAAUCUAAUUUUCAUUUCCAUGGCAGAAUUGGCUUCCUACAAUUUAAUGAACAUGAUUGAGUGAUUUUGAACAUGUGUGCUUGGCAGCAGAGAGCAAAGCAAAAGCAAAUCAAGUACUUCUUAAAUCGGUGCCUUACCAUGUGCGUUUGAAUUUUCUGGAGAAAUUUGGUUGAGUAACAAUACAUUAAAAGGCAGAUAUACGACAAAAAGCAAAUGUCUGGCACAUCAGAAGGUGAAGACCUGAAAUAUAGAAUUUGAUCUUCAUCCAUUAUUUAGAAAUAUUUUGGGUUUAGGGCACGUUAUAUUAAUCAAGAAGAGUGUUGUAGAGUUGUUUAUGCAUUGCAAAGCAUCACAACUAACUUAUUCAACUGGCUAAAAAGCACAAACUGCAGUUUGAUGAAUGUAUGAAGGCCGAGUAAAACGAUGCAAUGACUGGUAACGUGGGUCAUCCAACAUCAGCUCAGACAUCCACGUGAGCUGUGUCCAUCCAGCUCACAAAGACGCACUGAAAUCACGAACGCCAUCGCAUUCUGUUUGGCCAAAGAUAUCUUUCCAUUAAACACGAUGAGUACCGAAGGCUUCAUGAAAACAGUCAAAACGCCGGACAAAAGAUAUGUUAUCCCCCGGUGCAGUUAUUUCUCCGAACUGACAAAACCUGCACUGUAUGCAAAAUGUUGCAGGGAAGAUGGAAAGUUAUCUCACAGCUAUUCAGUACUUUGCUACUUUGAGUUUCCUUCACAUCCAUCAUGCAGGUGCAGCAAAUGGAUUGAAAGACUUUAUACUUUGCUUCUAGGAAAUGCACUUAAAUGAAGUGCAUAAACAACUCAUUUGUCUGCAAAGAUGUUUUAAGUAGCGAGAUUGCAGCACAUGUAAAAGUGAAAGCAGCGCCCUGUUGGUUACAUUUUGUGUUAGUUUUUUUGUUACCAUUUUUUAAACUUGGAUAACAUUUUUUUCUUCCAAGAGAUGCACUCAACUUAGGUGAAAAGGAAGGCCAAUUUGUUUAUGCAAAGACGUGUACAUUAUCAGGAAUGAUAAUUACACAACAUUAAUGCCAAAGAUGUGUUAUUUAUUGCAAGUGCAAUAAAAACAUUUCCUCAACAAAUUCAGUGAAUAAUAAUGGCAAAUAAUCGUGAUCUCAAAACAGAUUAACAUUAUCAAAAUUAUUUUGUAAACAUCCAGGCCUAAUAGAACUUUUCUUGCAUAUUGCUCUUUAUUUUGAAACUAAGUGUAAAUUAUACCAAAAAGCAUUCUGAGAGUGCAAACAUCUGCCAAGGCCUCUUUCUCUCUAGGCCGUAUUUACCUAUCAACCAAAACCAGCCACGGCAGGUGGAUUCCCUCCCAGAACCUGGUUCUGCCAAAAGGUUUCUUCCUCUUGAAAGGAAGUUUUUCUUUUCCACGGUUGCCAAGUGCUUGCUCAAAUGGAGUUGUGAAUUGGCACUGUUAUAAACUAAAUUAACUUUUAGGGGAAUACUAUUGUAUUUUGUAUUUAGUUGUCUUGGGUCAUUUUAAGAACAGAAUAACUUAAUUGUUAUUGUAACUAGUAUAUUAAAAUUACAAAAUUAAAAUUGCUAAUCCCAUCCUUGUGCACUCAUUAAAAAAGCAUUAGUCUAAAAAUGGCAGUAAAUAAUAAUAAUAAUUAAAAAAGAUAAACCCAUGCACACACACAUGCACAAUAGGCAUAGACAGGUUGUAUUGCACUCAUGCCUAAUUCCACAAACAGACUUAUGCUACUGCUUUGAUGAGUGUAGUAAUUGCUGCUGGGUAACAGCUGUUUAAAUUAAUUUGCCCUGGUUAUACACCACCUGCCUGACAGCAACAGCUCAAACAGUGGAUGACCCGGGUCUGUAAUGUCUUUUUAUAUAUAUUUGAGCUUAAACUUAAAUGUAGUAAUGACGUUUGUAGUAAAAACAAGUACUUGUGUGGCAUACAUUUCACUGUUUAGUAAAAGCAGUUUAAAUUUUGUGUAUUUUGUUUUCCAGAAAUAAAAGACACUUAUUCAGGACCACAGGAACACGUAUUGAAAUGUGUUACUUAUUUAACAGUUGUAACCUGUCACCGCAAUGUAAAAAAAAAUCUAAAUAAAAAAAAUAAAUCAGCUGAACUAAAUAAGUAUCCUAUGCCAGCAUGUUUUUGUCAGUGUGAAAACCUCUACCUCUCACUCUAAUAGCAUUAUCAUGAUGUUGAGCUUCAGAUCAGUGUAUUGACCUUGUAGGAGAGGUCAGAGGUCAAAUGUGGCACGAUAUUUAAAAUCUAUAUAUGGUACUUACUCUAUGUGGAGUAUAAUGCUUUUUGUCAAUUUUCAACCAAUAAAUCAUUAAGUUGACCUUGAAGACUUCAAUGGAUGUAAGCCAGAUUCUAAUGAUUUAUUAACUGACCCCACUCUACAUCCCCACUCCAGCCGUUCAGAUACCAACAUCAUGAGCUACGUUGUUGCAAAAUUAGACAGGAAAGACCAUAAUUAGCUUAAUGUUUCCUGCCAAGGUUAUUGUACAUUCUUAACUAUACCCACACUCAGUCCUCUGCCUGUACCAGGUAGCUUUUUUAAGGCCAUAUUUAAUUUUAUUUUUUACUGUACUUUAAUGAGUUGUUUUGUCGCUAAACCCACUAACAUCUGCAGAGGAAUAUUAAUCUGUUCGGUUAAAGUUUUCAGUCAGAAGUGACCGUUUGUUUCUUUUUGUUCUUCCUCUGAUCACCAUCAGAUCAGGCCAAUUAUGUUACAAACUAUUACAAAUCCCCACUGAAAGACCAAUAUGUGAUAAUGCUAGAGUGUGGUUAAAUUGCUUAUUUGUCACGGUUUGUGCAUUAUCAUUGUGAGGAUUACAAUAAUACCAUGUCCUAUUGUAGAUUAGGUCACACAUUAAGAUAACUUGCAUUUUGCAGGCAGCUGAAAACGAUCUAAUUAAAGGCAUCCUAAUGGUUUCAUCACGUUCAGCAUGCAACGCUACCAGCAUGCUGAACCUGCUGUUGCAGUUACUGCUGCUCUGAAAAUGUGUUUGUGAUAGAGUGCAUUGUGAACUGGGACUGGUGACUUUUGACUGCCAAACUGUUUCACCCAAGCUAUUCCCUUCAGCAAGAGUUAUUACAUCUUUCACUGUGAAGACAUUGUGUACCAGUGAGAAAUGGCAGACUCUUACUUUUGUUUCUACAUUCAAAUAUAUGGCCUCAUUUCAUCGGCUUAACAACCUCAUUUAAAUGGGCCUAAUGACUCCAACUAAUGUCCGGGCAUGGCCGAGAGAUUGCAAAUGUUCUCACGAGCAAUGUCCUCUGCAUGCACGUUGUAUAUCUCCAUUAUGAGGUCUUGUCUUUAUAAAAAGCACAACCCAUUUUUUGGUCUGCUCCAAAUGUUUUAUUUUGAUAUAAUAUGACGGCCUCUGUGUUGUAAGGUUUACGAUGUGAUUUCUGGGGCAGGAUUGUGAACUUUUCUGAGGAUUGUAAAGAUGCAAAUUUUAGUCAAAAAACACAUUUUUGUGAAAUUUAUAUCUCCAUGUGUGUGUGGGUGUGAAAGUAAGUAUUAAAUCAUGUUGAACAACCAAUUAUUCUCACAUACAAAUAAACGAACAGCCUAAAGAUACAUUAACAAAUACAUUAUGAACAACAAUAAAUACAAAAUAAAACAUUCUGACACAACUAUAAAUUAAAAUAAGUUGUUGAUCUGCAAGAAUUUGGUUAAAGGAUGCUAAUCAACAGCAACACGAGAAUUUCAAACUCGAUAAUCGGCAACAUUUUCAAUACACCAGACAGGGAAAAAAUGACAAAAAAUUAGCAGAGAAUCUUUCCUUUAAAAAGAUGAGAACAAUAGAAACAAUAUCAUCACAACUUUUAAUGAAAUUUUUCAGUUGUCUCACAACUUCUAAGGUAAUGAAAAAAUAAAAUAUAUUUUUUGGUAGUCGGAGGUAGUGCUGUGUACUCCCAGUGUAGAGUUAUUAGGGUAGGUUUAGGGCUAAGAACUUGUGCUGGCUACUACAUGAACUUUCUUUUAUUAUUUGCCGUUGCUGGUAUUUGCUACCUUUUAAUAGCAUAAGCGAUGGCUAAUAUGGCUGUCAGAAAAUUGCUAAUAGUUAAACAGCUCAUUUUAAACAUGUGCUCUAACAAGAUUUACAUGAGAAUUUUGUCUUACUUACAUUUUGUUGAAACAGAAGCUUUGCUGACCUCUCGAAAUUCCUCAGUGGUGCUGUGUGAACUUGUUUGUAAGCUGGAGGAGGUGAAGACAGUACUGCUGGUUUCAGCACUGCUGCCAGUAAUAAUGUUUGUUGGGUAGUAUUUUUAUUUUUAUUUUUUUAGUAUGGAUUAGUAUGGUCGAUUAGCAUAGCUCAGGAGGUAGAGCAGGUCAGGUACUAAUCGGGAUGUUGGUGGUUCGAUCCCUUCGAUUAAGCUGCUCCAGUCUGCAGAGUGUCCUUGGCAAAGAUCCUGAAGCUCGAGUUGCUCCUGAUGCAUUCAUCAGUGUGAAUGUGUUUGAAUGUUAGACAGAAAGCACUUAUGUAUGUAGAAAAAAAUUCUUGUGUGCAUAAAAUGCUCAAGUAGAGUAGAAAAGCAGUAUAUAACAACCAGUCCAUUUAUAGAAUGCACCACUUUGUUGAAUAGGAUAUCUCUAAUAGGACAAAGAGCUCUCAAGAACAAGGACAUCAUGGACAAGAUUUCUAACCUUCAUAAGGCUACGAUUGGCUACCAUCGGCAAAUAGCUUGGUGAGAAAAAUGACAACUAUUGACAGAAACCCCCUUAAAGCCUGGGCCUCAUACAAUACUGUGAAGCUUUGUAUAUCUAAGUAACAGCCCAGAAACAUUAAGGAUUUGAUGAAGCUCUGUAAAGACAAGUGAUCUGUUUCUAACCCUAACCAAAUCUUCUGUUCCAAAAGAAUUAAAUACUUAAAUACCUCCGAUCCAUAAUGCACAUAAUUUUCUGAUACAGAAACGUGUUUCGUUUUCUUGGCGAAUAACCUUUUGAUAUUAAAAUAAACCUACUGUGAAUAUCUUUUUCAUACAGCCAUUCAUGACAGCAAGUGUUCCAAGACAAGCCUAAUAUUAAUUUUAUCAGUUUUUUAAAGUUUAUCCUGCUUCAUUUGGUGUAUUCCUUCCCUGCAGUAUAGUUUUUGACAGCAGAACUGAGUGCUGGAAAGGUCACUGAAAUGCUAAUGCAAAAAUAUAAUUUUAAGUUGGCUCUUUAAAAUUCACAGAAGAUUCAUUGCAGGGAAAUGUUAAAUCUACACACACACACACACACACACACACACACACACGCAUAAAGCACUUUUGCUGUCUUUGUGUCACCCCCGUGUCAGCUCGGGAUGACUCCACUGCGUCGCACUCGAUAUACAGUGCGAUAGUUUUUCAUUAAACAUCAUAGUGUGAAGCAGGAGCCCGCUUACCCUGUUAUGGAUCCAUUUAAAUAAAGAACUAUGCUUAGUGUCAACACGGAUCAAUAUGUGGACUGGCAUCGUGAUGUGGUCUUAACCACCAAAGCAGGGCCCAUUAUGUGAAGCGCUCUUGUCAAAGACACUUAGAAAAGAACGUACAGUCAAAUAUGAGGCAGGAAAUCAAUGCGCUCUGAUAGGGACUGAAACCUGACAGCUCAAUAAGCUGGAGGGAAGAUGUUCCCUCUUAUUCCUCCUCGUCCUUUCCUUCCAGCCAUAACCGUGUCCCACUCCUGCAAGGGACUUAGCAGCUCAAUUCUGCAGACUAUUUCAGAUUACAAGCUGCCGUCAACAACUGCACGGUGAGCAGGUGUGCAGGACCAUGUGAGGGGAAACCGCACACAGCGCGGACGCUAUCACUGACAACAGAGGUGCUAUUAAAGUCCAGAGACAUCAUCGAGUCAUUCGGGUACAGUAAAAAGGACAGGUGCACACUCCUGGCCAACAAGAGGGAGCUUCUAGAUAAAGUCCAUCGAAGCCCUUACUUAAAAAACUGCUUCAAAUGCAUUCUUACUGCAGAGGUUAACAGUUCCUAGAACAUUGCUGCCUCCAUGCAUUGCCGCAUAAUCGCAGACUAACAUAACUGUGGUAUGCAAUGGAUGUUUGUCGUGGAUCAGUAGGCAAAGCAACACUCUCCAAGUAUGAAGGCCCACUUCAGUGGAGCAUGCUAGUUAUAUAUUUGGCUGCAGGACCUUUUUUUAUAACGUGACUCAUCCGUGUUGGUGAUUAAUCAUCUAACUCAUGAAUAUUAAUGUUAUCUGUCUGUGUUCACAAAGCAGAAACACUUUUAAUCUCUUGCACUAUCACACAACAAAUGAGUAAACUGAAAGAACAAAGUAAAAAUGAUUUUAUAAAUGCCAACAGGAGUAAAUAUUGGCUUUAAAAGACCUCCCUACUUUUUUUUUGAAGUACAGCCUUCUCAGAUGUGAUAAGUGUAUACCUGUUAGAGUGAUCCAAAGCAACACUUUUGUUUUUUAGGCACGCCUGUUUCACUGGCACUCUGACUAAAGUGAAUACUAAACCUUGAGUCUCUCGUUUUUAAGGUAAAAAAAAGGACAAAUGCUAGCUAACGAGAGGAAUUUCUCCCUGACACGUUCGCCUUUGGAUUCCUUACAAUGAUGCUGUUGGUCGCAUUUUAACUGCAAUAUGAGUUUACUGAAGAGAGGUGGACACUUUGAAAGCAGAAAACAAAGGAAGCGGAGAAUAUGUCUGCACUGCAACAUUGACAGGCACACUGCAUCGAUUUUACUUCUUGAAAUAUACACUCGCAGACUGCACAGACCUUCUCUAGCAUUUAUUAAUAAAAACAAAAAUAGAUUUCUCAUCCUCGUAGUGGUCAGAAUACAUGAUUGUGAGGAAUCUUUUUUGUAUACCAUUCAAUGUCUAGUUUUCUCUUUAAAGUAUUUAUCUGCAUUCUAACGAGGAGAUGAGAUGAUUUAGAACAAAUAGUUUUUUUUAAAAAAGUGCUGUUAAGAAGCAAAACAAGCUUGUAGGCAUCGGCCGAUUUGCAAAAACAUCCUAAUUUCACUUGUCAAUUGUAACUUUCAACACAGUAACACCGGAGAUGGACCUUGAAAUUACUUUUGCCAUCUGUAUAGAACGGCAUUAGCAUUUGAAAAACCAACAACAUUAGGCCAAAUCAAGAGAAGCUCAUUCACAGGCAGUUGAAAGGCGGCUCCAAACAGAAAAGUCUUUUGCUUUAAAAAAAAAAAAAAAAGAAAAGAAAAAGAGAAAAAAAUCCUCCCAUAAUUCAAGCGAAGGUCUGUUUAUCCACCUGCCGCUGUGUAGUUCAUGGCUAUUUCUCAGUUUCUUUAGGAGACUUGGGUUUCUAAUGAUCCCAGCAUGCCUCUCCAGUUUAUAUCUUACCCCAAGCAGCGCGCUGUUUGGACUCCCCCCUGUGAUUGCAGAAGCACAGAGCUGCACUGACCACUUCAUCUUGUGGGAUAAAACCAGUCUUUUAGCCUCCUCUCAGUCCCUGGGGGAGCAGGGCAGGAGUUCCAAGACCCAAACCUCAAAGGCUGCAACGCCACCACAGGUUACACAUAUGGCUGCGAGAGCACUGCUUCUUGACUGAUAAAAGUCCCAGGCUGAAGACCAUAUCCCUCUCACAAGUCACGCUGCUUACAUAAAAAUGAAUCUGCGUUUAGAAUACAAACACGUUUUUUUGCUUUGUUUUCAUGUGAUGCUCAAAUUUGGACACGCUGUUCCAUCUGGAAAAGCUCUUAAGUGAAAACACUGUUAUCUACCUCAGUGAAGAGUUUUAUUUCCACCGUACCUCGCUUUAUACUGCCUCCCCCCCCCCCCCGAAACCUCGAUGAAAGGUGAUAGGCACUCUUCAGCCAACUGGCAUAUUCAUUUCAGUGUCCAGAGUUCAUCUGAGUGGAGCUGAUAAACUUGGCCAUUGUGAGCCCAUAAUGCCGCAGCGCUGCGGCGAUAAUUACGCACAUUCACAGCAAAUAGUGGCCACUGGCAGCGCCUGAAUUUUCAGUUUAAUUACCAACACUUGUAGUCUGAUUAGAGAUUUUGCCUUCUGGGUGCCGAGGUGAUGUAACACUGUAAAAUGCUUCAGCAUGUGCAUUUCUAGCAAACUAAAUCCGGUGGAUUUGGAUGGGCGGUUAAACAAAAUGCAGCUCUGCUUAUUUUAAUGCCGUCUGAUUUGAAAUCAGCUAUUGGGGAGGACGAAUUUGGGCAAUUUGUCAGGCUGACAAGAGUGCCAGCCAAAACCCUCUUCUGUGCUUAUCCUUUCUAUUGACCAAAUGCAUUUUUGUUUUUUGUUUGCCAAAUCUUUCAUGUCAAGCAAAAGCCGAAUAGAAGACAUUUAUAUACACUGCAUGCACGCUAAUAGGGAAUGUAUAUCAAAUGCUUUAUACCUGCAAGAGUCCCUCUCUUGACUCUAGAUGCUAUUAGUUUAUUUUUUCCCAUCUCAUUAGCAGAUUCCUAUAAACACCAAGCCAAAGAAUUCCCAUAAAGAUAAAGAAGAUUUUCUGGGCAGCAUUGAGUUGUUGUUAGCAGACACGUUAGCUAGAGAACUCUGCUCUCCUUCGAUUAAACCCUCCUCCAUGCUGUGUGAAGCGAGUGUCUCACAGGGGUAACAUAUUCUGCCUUCCCAUCACAUCCCUUUGACAGUUACCAUUAUAGAGAAAUAAGUGUUAAGUGGAGUGUGAGGUUAUGGUCAGGCUGACAGAAUACAUCAGAGGUCAAGACAGAAGUUUAUAGCUUCUCCUCACAAAUUGAAGUUCAAUACUAAUUUAUCGAACGCUGCCGCUAACUCGUCCUUGAUUUUUUAUUUUUUAUUUUUUGUAGAAAAGAAAAAGAAGUUUGAUUCGAAAAUUCUUUAGCCGCUGCUAAUACAACUUGGUAACACAGAGGGAGGAACGGGUUUUCAUGCAUAACAGAAUAAAUGGCGUCGCUUGUUCCUGAAGCAGCCACAUUCACCAAGCAUCCAAAAGUCAAGGUAACGCUGAUGCGCUGUGCCACCGAUUGUAAAGCCAUAGCAAUGUGUUAAGUGCAAAUGUAUAUGGUGGUAAAGAAGUCAUUUCGUUUGGUCUUGACACACUAUAUAAACUCUCCCCAAGAAUCUGCUAUUUGGUCUGUCUGCCCAGAACAUCCCAGUAUUUGGCUUGCUGAUUGCAUGCAUUGUAAAAAAAUGCAUUUAACAGCUCCCCAUGCUGCUCUCUUGGCAAAGCAGAUAUUGUUUCCCUUCAUAUUGCAAUAUCAAUAUAAAUUCAAUUUAUUCUUUAGCACUAAAUGGCUGUUUGCCCAGUUAACGCUCAUUUAUUACAGCCACACAUUGUGGCUUGGGCGUGUGUGCGCCCGUGGCCACACGUAGCAGUCGUUUCACCCACAGAUAACAGCUACACAAUCGUCUCUGAUGCUGUCGCCGUGACAGGCCGUGGGUAUUUUGUUCCCAAAACGCUCGCCACAUAUCAAGGCAGGGUCACGGCCUGCCGGAGUCCUGUGUCUCUAACUAUCCCAGGCUGAUCCGAAGGAGGGCAACAUGGUUCCUGACACUCUCCUUUGGGAGGUGUUACCAUGACAUUAGGAUGUCUCCGCGAUUCACAUGUCCAAGCACUGGUCAACCUCCCUAAAAGCCUGACCACGCCGCUCGGUCCCAAAGCUAAGACAUGUUCACAGUACUGUAGCGGCCUAGCCACUUACUCGGUCUGAAAAGGAAAAGAAAACAAAGAAGGGAGGUAGGGUUUGGAGGGCAAACGCUGCAACCUCAAAGCACUCAUGGGAUAUUAGGCGGGGUUUCCAGCCCUGCUUUUCCACUGAAGCUUGUCGGCCUCGCCCCUGCGAUCACGCUUCUCUUUUCUGGAACGUGUGCAUCAAGCCAGGAGCUGUCGGAGUGUCUUAGCUGGAAUUUUAGUGGAAGCGAAGUCCGUUCCCCUUCACUUGUUUGGCCCGCGGCUUCAAAUUAUAGAGCCUGUAUCAGUAUCCCUUUCUGUGGUGCAUCAGCAGCAUAUAUAUAUCCACCAGGCGCUUGUGUUUUCAUUGUGUUUGUCUGUUGUGCUGCUGGGGGUCAGUAUUAAGUGUUGGUGCCUGGAAGCACGUGCGCUGUGUUUGUGUUUAGUUUUCAAAUUUUCGGUGUAUUUCUUUGCCAGUCAGCAACCGGUAACGGCUGAUAUUAGUCUGGUAUAAAGUGAUAUGUCUGAAAUCCAGAUGGCGACUGUGGAUGUGGCAUUUCUGUAGACCUUUGUUAGGGCUUUGUUUUAUGUCGAGAGAUCACGGUGCCCUUGUUUCUCACUGUCGCUCUGUGUUGUGUGUGUCCUUGUCGCUCCUCGUUUUCACUUCCUAUUUUAUUUUGCUAGUUGUGUGGCUUAGGUGAUCUUACUUCCUGUCAUUGCCAUUUCCCCACCCAUGACGUCCUUAUGCCCUGCCUUGUUCCAGAUAACGUCGGAAUUUCUGCGUUCCCAGUCAGAAUUUUAAUCUGGAACGGCCCCUUCCACUCGUAGUAAUACGAGAGUGGCUCUACCUUAAGAACCAAAACAAUCCUGUUUAUGCUCACUUUCCUGACUUUUUGGACUCAGGAGUGACGUCACUGCAGGAAAAACCCGAAACUUCCUGACGAGAAAUAUUAAACUCGGUUUAACGGCGUCAGUAUCGGGUGUAGUUGUCAGCUGUCAAACUGCUUGUUUUGAGAUAUGUAAUUUCAUUAAUGUCAUUUGCAAAACUAAAGAGAAACAUUUAAAAAUGCAGUUGAUUUGUGUGAUGCUGCAACACUCUGCAGUUACAUUACCCUGUACUUUAUAAUGUGUUAGGUGUGAUGUUGCAUCUUGUGUCAUAAUUAUUUUACUGUUAUUGGUGGGUAAACCGCACGACUAGCGUGACUACGUGCGUGCAUGCACGUAGUCACGUGUGCAAGUGUGGCAUCUAUGCAGGAAGGCUCCUCUGAAAGCUUCCUCGUUUCCUUAAGGUGUAUUUAAGGGAUUUGCGGAUCCUCUGUGGUGACGGAGAGGGAACGGUUUCAGGGUCAUGGGAGGAAAAGGGACAUGAGGCAGCAUAUAUUAGCAUAAUGAAAAGAACCCCGAGUACCGCUUCUCUCCUGUCAGUUUUUGCUUUUUUCGGUUUACCCUCCACUCGUCCGUCUCUUUGUGUUUCCGGUUAGGCCCUGAGCUUUGUUUUUUCUCUUCCUUGCACCCCCCACCCUUUUAUUUUUCUUUGAAUAAACUUUGUCUUUAACCUUGGACGUUAUUUAGGCAACCUGCGUUUCCUCUGCCUUGUUUUUCCACAUCUGUAACUUUUUAAUCUUUCGUGCAUUCGAUUCCAAAUGCAGACUUGAAACAUGGCGUUCUGGAGUUUCCAAAAGGCUGUGAUAGCUGGCAUACCAAAGCUUGCAGACUGAAAGUAAUGCAAAAAUUGCAUAAUAAUAAUGUGAAAGUACUUGGGAGUUGUAGUUUUUGCAGUCACAAGCAUCUACAGAAGGUUAUUUUUUCGGUUUAAAUUGGUUUAAACCUGUAGGUAAAAUGUAACACAUUUUGUGCUUCGGUAAGGCUAAAACAGCUUCGCAUUCACAAUAAGGUUUUUAAAACAAAGAUUUGCUUCUCAAUUUUAGAGAAAAGCGCUUCCACAUUGCGCUCGACACGUCUAAUCGCAGCAUUUGAAGACAUUUCGCUGGACCGGUCGGAGUAAAAGCAGCAUUACCUCGAUUCCUCUCCAUGUUUUCAGCGCGCAGCCAUCACAGUGAAUACGCGCCUUCGCCAUCUAUGCCACCAGGCUGUUCGGCACGUUGGUGCGCCGCUCGCUUUUUAAGAUGGCUGCCAAAAAUGGCGCAGUAGUCUCUUUGUUUACUUGUGAGAUGCUCUGCUAUGUUCCAGUCUAAUAGAUUGGACACAGCCGCCCCGUGGUUUCGCUCCAGCAUUCAGCACUAUUAUGACGGAAGUCCAGAACAAAUCCACUGCACAUUUAGGUGUCAGCGCGUUGUCAUGGAAAGGAGAUACCUCUCUACAGUCUCCGGACUGUCUCCCGGAGACAGCCAGGCCCCGGGACUGCUGCUGGCUCCAGGCGUGAGGUGGGGACAGACUCCUAUAAACCAGCUCACACCGUGGGAUACAGAUGAGCCCCCUGCUAAGCAACAUCGAGAUGCCGAGCCCACCGCUCCAACCUGGCCCGCACCGGUGGCGGCGGUGAGCCAGCCCAGUCUCCUGUCCCACACCUACGCCCUCCCUCAGCCGCCUUCUUUCAACCACAGCGUGACCGCGCAGUCUCCCAUCAUAGGAGUGACCCCAUCCAUCCAGACGCCGGUGCCCCCGCAACACCCCCUCAUGACCGCCCACUUCCAGCUGACGCCGCAGUCGACCCAGCAGCCGCCCUCUAUGGUGCUGAGCAUGCCCAGCCAGCCUCCGUACGCCUCAGCCCAGCCGACGGUCACACCAUCCGCCCUCACUGCCCAGGCCAACCCGGUGGUUCAUCCAAACGCUCACAGCAUGAUUGGCAACGGCCACUUAACCUCUCACCCCAGCCUCAUCCAGCCCCACACCCUGCCUCUCACCAACGGACAGGCGGCGGCGGCAGCAGCAGCAGCGCAUGGCCAGCAAACGGCUGCCGACAAUCAGGACGGUCCCAACGGGCUGCAAAUGCUGCGGACGGUUGGGAGCGGGAAGUACGAGUUCAGCGACCCCGGACAUCCCAAAGAGAUGUUGAAGGAGUUGAACCAACAGCGCAGAGCGAAAGAGUUUACAGACCUGAAAAUUAUUGUUGAAGGCAAAGAGUUUGAAGUCCACCAAAAUGUUCUAGCUUCCUGCAGCUUGUAUUUCAAGGACCUGGUGAAAAGGUCGUCGGGAGAGACGAGGAGCAGGGAGAUGCUGGAGCUGAACAUGAGCAACAUCAGCGCCGACGUGCUGGAGCUGCUGCUCGAGUUUGUCUACACGGGGUCGCUGGUCAUCGACUCGGCCAAUGCCAAGACGUUGCUGGAAGCUGCCAACAAGUUCCAGUUCAACACCUUCUGUAAAGUCUGUGUCUCCUUUCUAGAGAAACAGCUGACUGCCGCUAACUGUCUGGGAGUGCUGGCUAUGGCCGAGGCCAUGAGCUGCACCGAGCUCCACAACAUGGCCAAAGCGUUUGCCCUGCAGAAUUUCCCAGAGGUGGCAGGGCAGGAAGAGAUCCUCAGCGUCUCCAAGGACGACCUGAUAGCCUAUCUGUCCAACGACAGCCUGAACACAAAGGCCGAGGAGCUGGUCUACGAGACCGUCAUCAAGUGGAUCAAACAAGACCCCAACUCUAGAGUACAGCAUUUGUCAGAGCUGUUAGCGGUGGUGCGUCUUCCCUUCAUCCACCCGUCCUAUCUGCUGAACGUAGUGGACAACGAGGAGCUGAUCAAAUCUUCAGAGGCGUGUCGCGAUCUGGUGAACGAAGCCAAGCGUUACCACAUGCUGCCUCACGCACGGCAAGAGAUGCAGACGCCGAGGACCCGCCCCAGACUUUCUGCCGGUGUAGCGGAGGUGAUAGUUCUCGUGGGAGGGCGUCAGGCUAUCGGGAUGAACCAGCGCUCUCUGACAGCAGUCACCUGUUUUAACCCCCAGAACAGUAAGUGGUACCCACUGGCCAGCCUGCCCUUCUACGACCGCGAGUUCUUCAGUGUCAUCUCGGCGGGAGACAACAUCUACCUGUCAGGUGGCACAGAGUCAGGUGUGAUGGUGGCCGAUGUGUGGUGCUACAUGUCUCUUUUGGACAACUGGAAUCUGGUGUCCCGGAUGACCGUGGCUCGCUGCCGGCACAACAGCCUGGUGUACGACGGCAAGCUGUACACGAUCGGCGGACUGGGCGUAUCGGGGAACCUGGACCACGUGGAGAGGUACGACACCAUCACCAACCAGUGGGAGACGGUUUCUCCUCUCCCCAAGCCGGUCCAUUCUGCCGCAGCCACCGUGUGCGGAGGGAAGAUCUACGUGUUCGGUGGUGUGAAUGAGGCCGGGCGCUCGGCGGGUGUGCUCCAGUCCUACGUACCGCAAAGCAACACCUGGAGUUUCAUCGAAUCGCCCAUGAUAGAUAACAAAUACGCCCCUGCAGUGAGCCUAAAUGGAUUUAUAUUCAUCCUGGGAGGAGCCUACGCUCGAGCUACCACUAUCUAUGACCCAGACAAAGGCAACAUCAAGGCCGGUCCCAACAUGAAUCACUCUCGGCAGUUCUGCAGCGCCGUCAUUCUGGACGGGAAGAUCUACGCCACGGGAGGCAUCGUGAGCAGCGAGGGUCCGGCCCUCGGCAGCAUGGAGACAUUUGACCCUUGCGCCAACACUUGGACACUCUUGCAGUCACUGCCCUGCCCGCUCUUCAGACACGGCUGCGUGGUCAUCAAAAAGUAUAUCCAGAGUGGCUGAGGGUGGCUCGGACCGGGUCGCACUGGGUCAACGCUUAACACCAGCUGAGCUCCAGUUGUGGGACGAUGUGUGACAGCAGCUUCGAGACGGGCCGAUCGCUCGCUCGGUCUGUCGGCGACCUCUGGACUUGACGUCAGCAUUCAUCCACACUGUUGCCCCACACCUGAAGAUAAAGUCAAAAACACCCUGUGCAGAAUGUACUCAUGUUUAACUACUCAGCCAUGUCAGGUGACGAUUCCCAACCUCCAGUACUGUAUGUGUCAUGGUAGUAGUUCAUUCUCUGUCAUCAAACAGGCACAGGGUCCCUCUUAGUAAUUUGAAAACUCCAGGGUUUUUAAAUGAAGUCUGUUUCCCCCCCUCUGGUACUGCCUUUUGUUUUUUGUUUUCAGUGCAUAUCUCUGUAAACUCAACACCUUCAUUUCCUUUCAUAUAAUCUGACUCAGCUGAAAGCCAUUGCAGGUCCAGAUUCGUGUCCCUUUGAGUAAAACACACGUUAGCAGGCGUAGGUUUCGCAGUCGUGCAUUUGUGAAAGUUUUUGUGGCAUACAAACGUUUUUCCAGUAGCGACAUCUGAAGGACAGGAGGGAAAAGCGAAGGGAAGCGACGCGACUGUUUUCCUCUUCAUCAGUGCAUCCGAUGAGUUUCUUUCUCCACUGCAACCAGAAGCAAAGUUCCAACUGUGCAGAUUUAUGGGGUAACUUUAAAACCAGAUUCUGAACUCUGUGUAACCUGGGCCUUUUUAAUGGCUCUCUAAAUAUUGGAAAAAAAACUAUCAAAUCGGGGUCAGGUUGGGUUUAAAAAGAGAUUUCUUCCCCCCCUCCUUUGUUCUUGUACAAUUCCAGUCUGAUUGAGAUAUCAUCUGGAGGGUGAGUGGCUUUUUUUUCCUGCCUUUAUUCACACUGACUUGCUCUCUGGGAUAAAGAAAGCACCACACUGAGAGAGAGAGAGGGAAUUCCUUCUUCCGCUGGCGUCUGAUCAGAUUCAAGUUGGGACAAUUCCUCCGGGAAAAAAAAAAAAAGCACAAUAUUCACCCGCGACUGUUAUCAUAGAUGUUAUCUGUUUAUCCAUGUUUCUUCUGUGUUUCAAGUUCCUCCUUCCCAAAUCCGCUUGUUUUAUACAAUGUUUCAUUGCAACCUGCAAAUUAUGUCGGGUUGGUAUUCUGUAAAUACAGCGAGGAAAUAUGUAUAUUUUAAAACCUGAAGGCAAUUCUGUAUAAAUGUUUUUAGAAAAAAAAAAAAUGAUAGGCUGAAUUGAAAAUGGUACGUCUGUAAAUCUGUACCCAAAAAGGAAAACUUAACAAUUGUUAUUAUUGAAACCUAAUACAUAUACCAGAAUAUGAA